AUGCAUAACCACGUAAAACACCAUAAAAAUCAAUAUUUCUUCGGUUUACGUGACUAUUACUCUUUAAUUGGAGGUAUUGUACGUGCAAUGUCUGAAAAGCAACAUGGGCACAACAAUCUAUAUGACAUUAUCCAUCUUCUUUUAGCGAUUAAUUUUGAUAGCAUUAUUGAUGGUGGCAGGUUUAUGUGGCGGAAAUUUUGUGAACAUAUGCAAAAUAAUCAUAUGAUAGAAUAUUAUUCAUGUCCAACAGUAGACGUUUUAAUUAAUCAAAGUAUUUCGUCUCGUACAGGCCGAUUUCUUAUGUUGAUUAGUGAUAAUGAAAGUAGUUUCGAUUAUAUCCAACAAUACAUUAAUGUAAAAUAUGCAUUAAUGCAAACCCAUAGUUUGGUCGGUAGUACUCUUGCUGGUGAUUUUCUUUCAAAUGAAACCUAUACUGAACAAUACAAUACUCGAAUAAUGAUGGAUAUUAUACUUUAUGUAGAAACGGACGUAACAUUAUUCGUACGAGGAUUAGGUCCUUUAUAUGAUAAUCUUUACGAUCUAUUUAAUCAAAAUUUUUCUGUAUCAGGGCGAAAAAAAUAUUGUCGCAUUGCACUUGGUUCUCUCUUUCAUCCACGUUGCAUGAUUCAUGAUAGAUUAUUUUGCAUAGUAUUUGUCAAAAAGCAAGAUCUUCAUAAAUAUGAUCCACCAUUUCUAAAUCGUUUUGAAAAACAUACCAUAAACUUGGAUACUUUUAUUCCUAAACAUCAGAAAACUACCGUGUCCAAUUUAAUGAAGUGGGUAAAUGAAUAUUCAUCAAAGAAGCCAAAUCAAAAGUUUCCUUGUCAUAAGCAUCUUGUCGAAUUUAAUAAUGAUUAUAUUUUCAAUUUAGUUGCUGAUGCAUAUCAUCGUCUAGGGAUUUCUAAUGAUUAUGAUAUUGAUCAAGAAGCCAUAAAUACACAAAAGGUGAUUAAAUAUUGUCAAGAUCAUAUGAUUCGUGCUAGUUCAUUUGAUUUUCCACUUAUUUUAUCAUUGACAUCUCAAACAAAUCUUACCAAAGAUAUAAAUCCUUGUAUUGAACGCUAUUAUGAAAUUCAUGCCGAUAUGUCUUUUUCAUCAUUGAUUAAUCAAAAGUUAGAGACAGAUGACGUCCCAAAGUUAAUCGUUUAUACAUAUACUCAAAUAUAUCAAAUCAUUGAUUAUAGUCACAUCAAGAAUCAUAAUAUUUGGUUAGAACAAGUAAAAUUGAGUUAUUUCAAAACUGAACUGGAAUUGAUACAAAGAAUUGAAACGCAUUAUCGCAAGAAAGAUUCUCUUUUAUUAUUUAUUCGUAUUGAUUAUCAUCAAGAGCACAAACAUAUACCAAUGUUGAAACACAUUUUACUUAAUAGACAUGUGACCGAUAAAAAGCAUGGCAUAUGUCUCAUAGUUCAUUUACAACGUAAUAUGUUAAAUAUAAUUACUGAUGAUGUUUUUUUUAAUUGGUGGUCAACUAUAAUGAUAGACAAUCUUCAAGAACAUAGAAUAAUUCCCAAGAAUAUUUUUUUCAAUCCAUCGUAUCAAGAUCUUAUCAAUCAUUUUAAGUUUCUAAGUUCGGAAACCAUGUUUGAUGAGCUCAUUAAACGAUGUCUCAGUAAAUUUCGUUAUCAAGAGACUAGUAAAUACUUCGAAGACAAAAUAAUUGAACGUCGUGAACGAAUAAUUAACGAACUUACUCUACAAACUGUCACCUAUGACAAUGAUCAUCAAUCGUUGCGUUCGUUAAUUAAAAACCAACUAUUAUUAAUCGAAAAUACUACUGAUCAAUCUCUGUUCAAUGAUUGGCGACAAGAUUUAUUAGGAAACGAAAUCAUUAUUGGUUCAUGUCGUUCGUUUGAUCACGCAUUAAAACAAACAGUUUGGCUAUAUCUCGAGAACUAUCUUUCAUUAAUACUUGCUCAUCUCGAAAAGCAUUCACUGAUAGAUUCCUAUCUCGUUUUUACUCAAUUCAAUGGAGACAUUCGCAAUAAAUUAUUCUUGAUUUGGCUUAAUUCUUGGACAGAAGCCAUUAAAACCAUUGAUGUGUCAUUAAUCAAUCAACAAAACAUUGAAAUUUCUCUGAUUUUUUAUUUAUAUCUACCUUGUUCAACAUAUGAAUAUGAGAUUAUUCGUGAAAUACGUCAAACGAUUGCACAAAAUCAAUAUAUGGAUGACGAUCAUAGAAUGAACUUUGCUUGGAAACAAUUAAUUAGUAAAAGUAUCUAUGGACAAUAUAUUGAUACGAUCUUUCAAAAUUCAGAUCUAUUCAAAUAUUACUAUCACGAUCAACUUACGAUCAUUUUGAAUAAAAUGAAUAUUCAUCAAGUAUCAUCUUCAUUUAUUCAACAAUUAAUAUCAAAAUUAUCCGUCUCUCCAAAAGAUCGAUUAACACAUGUAUUUAUUCAUUAUGAAGAACUCUGUGAAAUAAUGCGAAUAUUCGACAUUGGUUUACCUCUGAUUGAUAAAGAAGAAAAAUUGUUUGAAAUUUUAAGUCAGCAAUUUAAAAAUUACAAUGAAAAUCAUGAAAACAUCAGUCGAAACAAUACUAAUUUAUUUUAUAUAAUCUUAGACGGAAAAACAAUGUAUGGAAUUCCACCGAAAUCAUCGUUAGAAAACAAGUUUGAAUUUAUAAAUCAAAGCGAUCCUUUUAUUGAAAUAAGUUUUAGGAAUCUUAUUGAACUUCUUCNAAUCGAAUUAAAAAUAUUCAACAACUAA
Messenger RNA from Rotaria sp. Silwood2, 2712 nucleotides. The record is from the annotation of a GenBank genome assembly. NCBI's taxonomy places the organism in Eukaryota, Metazoa, Rotifera, Eurotatoria, Philodinida, Philodinidae.